Monomorium pharaonis (pharaoh ant) is the source of this 3159-nucleotide messenger RNA. Its product is annotated as U6 small nuclear RNA (adenine-(43)-N(6))-methyltransferase. Gene Ontology annotation, biological process: rRNA base methylation. Gene Ontology annotation, molecular function: 23S rRNA (adenine(1618)-N(6))-methyltransferase activity. The record is from RefSeq and is a predicted model, not a curated record. The coding region runs from base 115 to 1668 and encodes 517 amino acids. The transcript has 7 exons. Gene Ontology annotation, cellular component: nucleus. NCBI's taxonomy places the organism in Eukaryota, Metazoa, Arthropoda, Insecta, Hymenoptera, Formicidae.
UUGAUUUACAGUAUGGCUGACGACGGCAAAAGAUACAAAUGAAAUCCACGUUCUUGAUAUUUAUCUUUUCAAUGACGGCAACACGAUUGAAUCUGAUCAAUCUCAAUCAAUCUGAUGACGCGAGUGUUUCGAACAAACGAACAGUUUCUUUCAAUUAGAAUUAGGAUGAGCGUAAAGCGGUACAUCCAUCCAAGGAACAAAUACAAACGACCACCAGAUUAUAAGCAACUUGCGAUCAUGUAUCCGGAAUUUCGCGAGAUCGCGAUGAUGGAUCUUACUGGAAAGAUAAGAAUCAAUUUCAAAGAGAGGAAGAGCCUACAGGUACUUACGGAGACGCUUCUAAAACACGAUUUCAAUCUGCAUAUAACCAUUCCAGCGGACAAUCUGAGUCCUGCAAUCCCACUGCGUUUAAAUUAUAUUUUAUGGAUGGAAGACUUGAUGACUCAUUCCAAAUUGAAGAUGGACAAGAUUACAGGCAUUGACAUCGGAACAGGAGCAAUUUGUAUAUAUGCUUUACUGUUGGCAAAACUAUACAAAUGUCAAAUGAUUGGCACAGAAGUGGACAAGGAAAGUGUGGAGUAUGCCCAGGAAUGCAUAAAAAGAAAUAAAUUAGAAGAUCUAAUUGAAAUAAUUACAGUAAACUCCAAAAGAAUUUUUAAGGAUGUAGUGCGAGAUGAUAGAACUUACGAUUUCUCGAUGUGCAAUCCGCCGUUUUUUGAAAGGGAUGACGACUUCGAAAAAGUUGAGAAGGCUCUGCCACCAAGAAAUGCGCCCACUGGAAGUACUGGCGAGCUGAAAAUCGAGGGUGGCGAAAUAGGUUUCGUGACGAGGAUGAUCGAAGAAAGCGUCGAAAUGGGAAAUAGAAUAAAGAUUUACAGCACAAUGAUCGGCAAGAAAGCUGAUUUGAUCAGUUUGAAACGAUUGCUAGCAUCGAAAAAUAUAAAAAAUAUGACAUGGACAGAAUUUUGCCAGGGUCAUACAACACGAUGGGGUUUGGCUUGGAGCUUCUUAUCGCAAAACAUUAUAAACCUAACUACAGCACCUGUCAUCAGAAAACGCGGAAAAUCCAUAGUGCGAUCGUUGAAGAAUUAUAAAACUUCAAUAACAUUUCCUAUGGAUGACAAAUUUUCCUGUUUAGACGAUGUAAUUAGUUUUUUGAAAGCAACUGCAGAAGAAUUAAACAUAAAACUGCAAGAUGUACCUAUUCCUGAGGAUAGUUUCGAUUGUUGGGUCUGUCAAAUAACUACUGGAGAAAGAUCAUGGGAACAUAUGCGUAGAAAGCGGCGUUUAGCGCAACAAGCCGCAUUAAAAAGAGCGAAAGGUGACGACAGCGAAUACAUUGAGAAUGUGCAUACUGAAGAAACUUCGAUUAUUGAAAAUGACACAAAAAGUUCGCAUGGAGAAAAUUCUAAUAAACAAUUACCUGACAAACACAGUCCCUUGCUUGUCUGUACGUUGUGGAUAGAGACUGAAAGUCUUGACGAUUCUCAAAAUGUAAUUACUCAACCUAACGAGGUAUUCAGAAUAUGGAUGGUGUUUGACAACGGGUCUGGUGGUUUGGACGCGUUACAUUCGCUGCGACAAUACUUGAUAAAUAAAAUGGAAAUAAGGGAAAAGAUUUUAGACAAACCAUUAAAGAGAAAGAAAAAAAAAUUAAAAAAAGAAUGAUGGAACAGACGCUAUUCUAGUCAAAAUCUGGUAGAAAGGAUUAAGCAAAUAAACAAUGCAGAAAAUUUUCCACAAGGAUCUUAAUUAGAUCACUAUGUUACAUAUAAAACAAUUUAUUCCAUGCAACAUGUUAAAGAAAAUUUGUAACAGGAUGAUAUAUAUGUAAACAAAGUUCGUAACGUUUCUUUAUUUCAUGAUAUAUGUAAUUCGUGUAACUUUAUUACUACUAGCUUUAAAAAGUUCCCGGAAUUAAUUUAUCAUACAGAAAUAAGUAAUUUUACAUCUUUCACAUUAUUUCAAUGUAAAGAGUAAGUAUAGUAAUAUACUUUUCUCUGAGGAAAUUACUUUAAAGGAAAUAUUGUAUAGAGUAUUCUCUUGUAUAGAGUAAUAUAGAGAUGUAAAGUAUUUCUGUGUAAUAAAUCAAUUUCGAAAACUUUUUGAAAUUAGUAUAUAGGACUCCCUUUUCAAUUAUUAUUAUUUCAAUUACUUCUUUAUAAUUUGGCUAAGUGCAAUGCGAUAAUUUAUUACGAUUAUUAUUGCAAUGUGAAACUGAAUCCUUCGAGAGAAACGAGGGCAGAGAUUUGACUAAUUUAAUCGAUCGCAUUUUUACUAUCGCUGUAAAAAGAUUUCUGGUGCUCUCUUUAGAUCCGAUCUCGCAUAAAAUCUAUGAGGGCUACAACGAAAUAAUCAGCACUAUUUUUAUUCAAUAAUCAAAAUCAAAAACCUAUUAUCGGACUACCGAUAUCGCGGUAUCGUUCUUCGGUCAAACCGCGGUGAGAGAUUCCAGAUCUGGCCAUGGAUAGAUUCAUAGAUAUAAUAUAUAUAGACCGAGCGUAAGGCGCAUAAAGCAGGGAUCAGAUAGAGAGAGACAGGUAAUAGAACACGAGCACUUCGCUCUUUCUAAUGAGAGAGUGAGAGAGAACGCUUGCUUAUUUUGCGCUUUUUGUCCUUAACUAUCUGAUCCUCAUUCUCGUUUUCUGGAUACGCUCGGUCUAGAUAUACUAUGUCUAUGGAUAGAUUCAUGAAGCGAGCGUGAAAUGAACUAUAAUUUAUAUUAACAGUAGAAUAACAACUGAGUCUUUUGCUUAAGGCCCUAAAUUGCGAAAUCGGCUACGAUUUGCAAUGACUCGGUCGAUUAACAAUUGGUUACUGCAUAUUUUAAUUACAUGAUCAAAUAACGAUACCAUUCGCUACAUUAUACUCUUUUCUCGUCACCAUUCUCUGUAUUAAAUUAGAGAUGCAUAUAGUAUAUCUCUAUGUCAAACAAACAUAUCAAUUAGGUAAGAAAAUCUGAAUUUAAGAAUAACUAUAAAAAUAAGAGGAAGCACUUCCUUGUGAACCACUGUAAUAAAAGAAGAUGAAAGAAGAUGGAUCAUGCUCGUAAAGGAUUAACUGUAAGUGAUACCUUCUUUCUUCUCAUCGGUAGCAAUUUAGGUAGUAUAAUUCAUACCUAACAAAAAAUCGUUAUCUUGUAAAAAGAAAGGAAAAAAA